AUGGACAUCGGCGGCCUGGAGACAGUGGUGGCCAACUCGGCCUACGUCUCGGCCCGGGGCGGCGCCGACGCCGCCUCCGCCGCCCGGGACCGGAAGCUGCGGGCCCGGCUCAAGCUGCCCCACAUCAGCCAGUGCGACCACCUCCGGGCCCGGCCGGAGCUGGACUUCCCCGGCGUCUGCCUCCGGCAGCCCAUCGGCAAGCGGCUCUUCCAGCAGUUCCUGGAGGAGCAGGCGCCGUUGGCGGCGGCCGGCGGCCUCUGGCAGAGCGUGGAGGCCUACGCCGCGGCCGAGGAGGGCCACCGGCCCCGGGCGGCCCAGGAGACCGUCAACCGUUUCUUCGACGCGGCCUCCAAGACCUUCUGCGCCUUCCUGGAGGAGAAGACGGUGGCCACGGUCAAGGAGGAGGCCCGGCACGGCCGGGCGGACCUCUUCCGGGAGGCCGAAGCGGAGCUCCUCCGGCACCUGGAGGCGGGGGCCUGGGCCGGGUUCAAGGCGAGCCUCUGCUUCUCCCGCUUCCUCCAGUUCAAGUGGCUGGAGGGGCAGAGCGUGACCGAGGAGUGGUUCCUGGACUUCCGCGUGCUGGGCAAGGGCGGCUUCGGCGAGGUCUGCGCCUGCCAGAUGCGGGCCACCGGCAAGAUGUACGCCAACAAGAAGCUUAACAAGAAGCGGCUGAAGAAACGCAACGGCUACGAGGGGGCCAUCGUGGAGAAGCGGAUCCUGGCCAAGGUGCACAGCCGGUUCAUCGUCACGCUGGCCUACGCCUUCCAGACCAAGCUGGACCUGUGUCUGGUCAUGACCCUCAUGAACGGCGGCGACCUCAGGUACCACGUCUACAACAUGGACGAGAAGAACCCGGGUUUCCCGGAGCCUCGGGCCAUUUUCUACGCGGCCCAGAUCAUCUGCGGCCUGGAGCACCUGCACCAGAACCGCAUCAUCUACCGGGACCUGAAGCCGGAGAACGUGCUGCUGGACGACGCGGGGCACGUCCGGCUGUCGGACCUGGGGCUGGCGGUGGAGCUGCCGGAGGGGAAGGAGAAGACCAAGGGGUACGCGGGGACCCCAGGGUUCAUGGCCCCCGAGCUGCUGAAGAACGAGGAAUACGACUGGAGCGUGGAUUACUUCACCCUGGGGGUGACCCUCUACGAGAUGAUCGAAGCCAAGGGCCCCUUUCGCUGCCGGGGGGAGAAGGUGGAGAACAAGGAGGUGACCCGGCGCAUCCUGCACGACCCGGUGAAAUACUCAGAGAAGUUCAGCGCCGCCUGCCGGGCCGCCUGCGAGGGGCUCAUGGCCAAGGAGCCCGCCGGCCGCCUGGGCUUCCGGGACAACCAGUGCGCCCAGCUCAAGGGCCAUCCCCUCUUCCAGAAGGUGAACUGGGGCCGGCUGGAGGCAGGCCUGGUGGAGCCGCCCUUCGUGCCCGACCCCAAGACGGUCUACGCCAAGGACAUCGGCGAGGUGGGCGCCUUCUCCACGGUGAAGGGCGUGGUGCUGGACGAGCAGGACCGGGCUUUCUACGACGACUUCUCCUCCGGCAACAUCCCCAUCCCCUGGCAGGAGGAGAUGGUGGAAACCGGCGUCUUCGAGGAACUGAACGUGUGGGGGGCCAAGGGCACCGUCCCCAGGGACCUCGACCCCAACGCGCCCGCCGACAGCGUCAGCAGCAAAUCGGGGAUGUGCCUCCUGCUGUGA
Mauremys mutica (yellowpond turtle) is the source of this 1686-nucleotide messenger RNA. RefSeq names its product G protein-coupled receptor kinase 1 (gene GRK1). The coding region runs from base 1 to 1686 and encodes 561 amino acids. The record is from RefSeq and is a predicted model, not a curated record. Lineage: Eukaryota; Metazoa; Chordata; Testudines; Geoemydidae. Gene Ontology annotation, cellular component: cytoplasm. The transcript is spliced from 7 exons. Gene Ontology annotation, biological process: regulation of opsin-mediated signaling pathway; protein phosphorylation; signal transduction. Gene Ontology annotation, molecular function: ATP binding; rhodopsin kinase activity.